AUGACAGCCGCCCUCCUGGAAUUCUACUGCCAAAGUCGCGCUGCUGAUAUCCUCAACGGGCAACCUGAAUCCCAUGGACAAUAUACUCGAGAUUCUCCUGAGGCUAAAUUCCUGGGACGGCAUAUGUACGCCUACAAGUCCCAGUUCUUGUCUCAUCACGGCGUUAUUGCAGGAGGAGUCGACGGAGAGGAUUGGGAAAGCACGAGGCAGUUUUAUAGAGAUAAUCUCGAUGUGCUUGGCGUGGCUGCUCUAGGGGAUGCGGACUUAAACUCCCGGUCUCCUCAUCCACUAUCUAGGGGAGUCAUCGGACAGGCUGCGGGAACGAUAGACGUUGGGCAACUUCAAACACGAUUAGAAGACCUCGAUCUUGAAAACAUAAAGAACUUCACGCCACAACGCACUUCCCGCCCUAAUCUUCAGAGACGCAUCACUGAUAAGGCCCAUGCUGAAGCUACCAACGAGCCAAUGCCGCUGAAUAUCGCAGAUCUCGUACGGCAUACACGUACUCCGUUUCCACACUUUCCCAUCAAUUUGCCUGCUUUAUAUGCACCAACCAUGAACUUUCCUGGCUCUCGAUAUAGGAUUGAGUUUGAAGAGGAAGCCAUGAUUGGGAGAGGUUCAUAUGGUGCUGUGUACCGUGUGAGACAUCAUGUCGAUGGUCAAGUUUAUGCAGUGAAAAAAAUACCCCUGGGCGAGAAACGACUAAGACAGGUGCAAGAAUGUGGUUUGCGGGCCCUAGAUAAUAUCUUGAAGGAGGUUAGAACCCUUGCCCGGUUAGAGCAUCCCAACGUUGUACGUUAUUAUGGUGCAUGGGCUGAAUACCCCAGUGGCCCAAUUCUAAAGUCACCUUCCACUGGUUUUCCGGUUCAUCAUCGCGAGAUGGACGAUAAUCAACAACCCCUUUUGAGCCCCGUAUUGUCGUCACAACAGAACGAUGAUUUAAACUUUAGUAUCGUUUUUGAGGAUUCUAGCCAUGGAAUCGUCUUUGAAAACUCCUCUAAAGAUGGUGAAAGCGCUAUUGAAGAAACAGGGCCCUCGUCCGACUCUCCCAGCUCACGACAUAGUAAACGGAAAUGUUUCCAGAAAUCGAGUUGUAAGAGCGAUAUUGGAGACGACGAAGUCCAGUCUCUUCCACGGCAUUUCGACUUCCCAACCCCUGGCCAAACGACAACGGAGAGCGAGACAAAUGAUGAUGUUUUUACUGACGGGAUGGGGCAUACUGGCUCCAGGUGCCAUGUUAGCCAGAAAGUUGGCCUUGUGAAACCUAAUCCUGUUUUGAUGCUACACAUUCAAAUGUCGCUCCACCCGGUGAGCUUGGCAAAGUACCUAAUCGCGAAGCCCGUUUCGUUAGAUCCGAAAGCUCCCCAUCAUUGUUUCCAUCUCGUUCCCUCUCUCAAAAUCAUUCUAGGAGUCUUGGCAGGAGUUGAGUAUCUGCAUACUACUGGCAUAGUCCAUCGUGACCUGAAGCCUGCAAAUAUUUUCCUCUCUCCGGCUGGCGUGCAGGACAACCCAGUUUGCCCAACAUGCGAGAAAGCCGGGAUUGAAAGGACAUGGUACACGACACCUCGCAUCGGCGAUUUCGGCCUCGUUGCGGAAAUAUCCCGAUUUGGAGACGAAAAUGAAGUGCUAUUCGAUUCCGUGUAUAAUUCUACCGGUACCCCUAUUCGCCCUGUUGGUACGGAAUUCUAUCGACCCCCCAUCGUCACAUCGCCUUGCCCCUCCUCACGGCAUCCCAUACACCACGAAAUUGAUGACCACGGCGACGGCCACAGUGGCAAUGAAGUACGCAAUCGUAAGAUACAAAAGAUCCUCAACAUCGACGAAAGCCUAGACGUUUUUGCGUUAGGCGUCAUCUUGUUUGAACUGCUGUACAAAUUUGAGACCCGAAUGGGGCGUCAAAUGGCACUUUGUGAUCUGACCUGUUCACCCAACAAGCGGAUGAAGCAUUAUCAGCACGAAUACCAUCACCAACGCAGGCCUUCUGGUCUCGUCCCAACUUUGCCAUCUGAUUUCGCAGCCAAGGUCGACUGCUCAGGGAUAUUCAAGGGCGAGAACGAGAAGGACACUGCUGAUAUCCUGAGAAAGUUGACAGAGUGUAUACAAGGGAUGCUGGAUCCGGAUCCUCGUUUUAGAUGGUCAUGUAAAGAUGUGCAGCGAUGUUUGAAUGACAUAGUCUCCAGGUUUGAAAAUCCAAGUUGGAAUAAUGGUGUUGGAUUAAAUUAG
This is a messenger RNA of Histoplasma mississippiense, 2223 nucleotides long. RefSeq lists its product with no specific name. The transcript has a single exon. Gene Ontology annotation, molecular function: protein kinase activity; ATP binding. Gene Ontology annotation, biological process: protein phosphorylation. NCBI's taxonomy places the organism in Eukaryota, Fungi, Ascomycota, Eurotiomycetes, Onygenales, Ajellomycetaceae. Bases 1 to 2223 code for a protein of 740 amino acids. The record is from RefSeq and is a predicted model, not a curated record.